AUGGAUGAUUUUAGUCAUAGCCGAAGAAAUAUGGUUGAGGUUGCUGUAACUGUAAAGAUAGUGAAAAAACUCUACAAAGAAUGGAGUGGUUCACAAGAAAAACUUAGCAUUGGUGUAAUAUCGCCCUAUGCUGCUCAAGUUUUGGCAAUUCAAGAAAAGCUAAGGGCUGAAAACCAUGAGGGAUUCAUGGUAAGACCCUUUAGAGUGAUAGGAAACAUUGUGACUUUGACCAUGGUUCUCAAAGAGUUGAAAAAACACAAAUUGAUCUUUGGCAUAUUGUUUGCCUUGAGUGUUCUGAUUCAUGAUAUGUUUAACUUGUCCCAAAAUUUCCGUACUCAUUCUGGUGUGCUCAGAUUAGCGCAGAGCGUAAUUGAUCUUCUUUGCUAUUUUUUCCCUCAUUCUAUCGAUGUAUUACCACCUGAGACUAGCUUUGUAUAUGGUGAGCCUCCACUUGUGAUUGAGCCAGGUAGUGAUGAGAAUGCAAUUAUCACUAUUUUUGGAUGUGGAGGAAAUGUUGGAAAAAUGGUAGGUUUUGGUGCUGAGCAGGUCAUAUUAGUGCGUGAUGACUCUGCGAGAGAGGAAAUAUCUAACUGGAUUGGACAUCAAGCUCUUAUUUUGACCAUAGUGGAGUGCAAGGGCCUUGAAUUUCAGGAUGUUUUACUAUUCAACUUCUUUGGCUCUUCACCCCUGAGGAGUCAAUGGAGAGUAAUCUACGAGUUCUUGAAAGAAAAAGACUUGUUUGAUUCCGGUUUUCCCAAGUCCUUUCCAAGUUUUAGCCAAUUAAGACACAAUAUCUUGUGUUCUGAACUAAAACAAUUAUAUGUGGCCAUCACUCGAACAAGGCAAAGAUUAUGGAUUUGUGAAAAUGCUGAAGAGCUUUCCAAGCCAAUGCUUGAUUAUUGGAAGAGACUUGGCCUUGUGAAUGUGAGGAAAGUUGAUGAUUCACUAGCACAGGCAAUGCAAAAAGCAAGCAGCCCAGAGGAAUGGAAAUCACAGGGAAUUAAGCUCUUUUGGGAAAAAAAUUAUGAGAUGGCCAUCAUGUGCUUCGAAAGAGCUGGAGAACCAACAUGGGAAAAACGAGCUAAAGCUGCUGGCCUUAGGGCAUCUGCUGAUCACAUGCGUGGUUCAAAUCCCAAUGAGGCUCGUAUAAUGCUUAGAGAGGCUGCCGAAUUAUUUUAUUCUGUUGGCAAAACAGAUUCAGCAGCCGAAUGUUUUUUUGACUUGGAGGAAUAUGAAAGAGCAGUGAAAUUCUUCACUGAGUCCAACGACUUUAAGAAUGUUUCUAGCAGGAAGUUUCAGAAUUUUAUAUAUAUAUCAAUCAAUUACUUUGACAUUGUUUUCCCUCUAGACUCUCGGGCAUCCUUGUCAGAAUAUAUGAUUUCUCUGAGAGGAACUGAACAGUCACAGAAUUUACUCGAAAAAGUUAUCUUUCGACAUAUUAGCACAAAAGAUAUACUGACCUAUGGACAAAUUGGGAGGGCUGUGAUGAUUUUGCUUGGGUCAGGCAGGCACAAAAUUGACCUUUAUGAGAUGAUUGUUGAAAGGAUCCCCAAAAACUCGUCUUGGAAAGAAUUCGUUGAGAUUCUCUGGGGGAACACGGAGUCAGAGUCAGAUUUGCUGAUUCAAAAGUUCCACCAUGCUUUGCAAGAAACUUAUACAGCCAACUGGAGGGUAGAGGACUAUAUAUCACCUAAUUGUUACUUGUAUCUUAUGGAGCGCCUUGUUAUUUUGGCAUCUCAUUACCGCAGUUCGUUCCUCACUACAAAAUCAUCAUUUGUGGAAUGGUUAGUAUAUCAACAAUCUCGUGGCAUCCCAAGUUCUAGUUUAGUCACUGACAAGCAACCCUAUUCAAGAAUUGUCUUUGAUUCUGUUAUUAGUGUGGUCCGGCAGUUCCUUUGUAAUGUUCAUGAUACAACAGAAUGGAUUAGAAAUUCUAGAAUUAAUUACAAUUACUAUUAUCCGGUGCUAGUGUUGAGGUUGUUUGUUAUACUGUGCUUGCUGUGUCUUAACUCCGGAAUGUAUUCCAAUGUAUUUUUUGAGCUUCUGAGUCUAUCUCACAUCAGAGCCCAGCUUCCAAGAGAAUUCUGUGAAGCUCUUCGAAAGGAAAGGAAGAAUGGUGAUGUGAAUUUAUAUGCAGUUGCUAGAGCAUUCAAAUCAAUUGGGGAUCCUGUUGUCAUUGUCACCUGGGGAGAAAAUGAUCGGAAAUUUUUCUGUCCUGAUGCCAUUAUUCUUGACAUGAGUGUUUAUCGGAGCAAAAAAGACAUCAUUGAAGUUUUGUUUCCGAGCAGCAGAAAAACUUCUCAUGGACAAAUCACUUCGGUUGAAGAAAAUAAAAUUAAAUCAAGCAUUGAACUUCCUGCUAGCAGUGGCAAUCAUGGCAAGACUUCUAUGUCGCCAAUUUUGAAUAUGGAAUCGAAAACAGAUCGGAACUUGAGUACAGGGAAUGGAAAAGAUGGGCUGCAGAUGAAUUGGGGAGUUCUUCGGGAAAUAUCUGAUAUAUUGAAUUCUGUGGAAAAUAGAGAAGAUGGAACUCUGAAGAUCCUUGCAAUGGAAAAGAAGGUACAAGUGGAGGAGAUUAUUAACAUCUUAGCCACUGAAAUGAUCCAUAUCUCUGAUGAGAAAUCUCCUGCUGGUGAAGAUAAUAACACGCUGGGUGAAGCCAUCAACGCAAUUGAGGAACUGAAGCAGAUUUCUUCUUUGAUCACAAGUGACUUGGAAGAGAAAGAGACUUUGAAGAUUGAAGAACUUUUGAAAAGCUUGGAGUCAAGAAGGCCUAAACUCGAUAGAUAUCUUAGUCGAUUUGUUGUGCAGAAUGAUACAAAAGAAAAAAAUCCAAGUGUUGUAUGUUGUGAUGGGGAAAUUUCUAACAGUAAUAGUACCGAAGACGGCAUGGAAAAUUUACCCAUCACAGUUGCUCCCGAAACACAAAGUAAGCCGGACCAGUUGGGCACAGUUACAUGCCAUGGUCCAAGGAAAGUUCCCGAGACACCUCAGUGCUUGCAUGAUACGGUGGCACAUGUAGUACACACGCUCAUGGACCUCACGCGCAGGAGACAUUCUGCAAAACUGCAUGAUUUUGGAUUCCUUUGA
This is a messenger RNA of Fraxinus pennsylvanica, 3090 nucleotides long. The record is from the annotation of a GenBank genome assembly. Lineage: Eukaryota; Viridiplantae; Streptophyta; Magnoliopsida; Lamiales; Oleaceae.